GACAUUAUUUUGUUUCCCUGUUUGUUAUAGAGUUUGAGCAGCAAAAAGAAGCUAACCCCAAAAUGGAUGAUCUUUGGAGUAUAAUUUGCUUUAGUGUGUUCCUGCUAAUAAUCAUGUUUGCAUUCAUCAUCAUGAUCCUAAAGACUUCUUCAAGAAGACCCUUUUGGAGUCUGGUAAGAUAUUCAAACUUGCAACUGGUAUCUGCCAUAACAAUUAUCUUUAUUGGUCUGCUGCGUUUAUCGUUAGGAAUUAACGGAUGGUGGAUCGAUCUCUUUCAUGGAUUCACAUGGUUGUUAGUAAGUUUAAUUGUAAGUCUUCAGAUAAAACAACUCACAAGAGCAUGGUUGUGGAUGUUUUCUUUUUUCAUGUUCUUUGUUUCUGGUGUAUUAUGUUCUUUAUCCAUGUCUUCUUAUGCAAUCGGUAGUAGCGAACUCUCCUUCAAUGCAGCUUUAGAUGUUUUAUCUUUUUCAGGAGCAACUUUACUUCUGUUAUGCACAUACCAAGUGUGUACGGGUAAAUCCAUUGAUGAAAGCUUUUAUGCUCCAUUAAAUGGUCAGAUCAACGAAGUUGAUCCUGUUAGCAAUAUAACCCCAUUUUCGAAGGCUGGAUUCUUCAGUAAGAUUUCGUUUUGGUGGUUAAAUCCAUUGAUGAAAAGGGGUCAAGAGAAAACACUUGUAGACGAGGAUAUCCCGAAGUUAAGAGAGUUUGACCGUGCAAAAAGUUGUUAUUUGUCAUUUGUAGAACAGUUAAACAAACAAAAACAACAUGAAUCAUCAUUAUAUUCGUCGGUCUUUUGGACAAUAAUUUUGUGCUACCAGAGAGAGAUUUUGAUAACAGGACUCUUUGCUUUGCUCAAGGUACUUGCUCUAACUUCUGGUCCUCUAUUUCUGAAUGAAUUUAUAUCGGUUGCUGAAGGCAAUACAAGUUUCAAUUAUCAGGGUUAUAUAUUAGCGAUAUCACUCUUCUUUAUAAAGAUCAUUGGAUCCGUAUCACAAAGACAAUGGUAUUUCCGGAGUAGACUUGUUGGGAUGAAAGUUAGAUCACUACUUAAUGCAUCCAUUUAUAAAAAAAUAUUAAGGUUGUCCAAUUCUGCUAGAUUGAUUCACUCUAGUGGUGAGAUAAUCAAUUAUAUAAUCGUAGAUGCUUAUAGAAUUGGAGAAUUUCCGGUUUGGUUUCACCAGACUUGGACAACAAGCCUCCAACUGUGUAUUGCAUUAGUAAUUCUUUUCCGCACAAUUGGACUAGCAAUUCUAGCAUCAUUGGCAAUGAUAAUUCUCACUAUGCUUUGCAAUGCUCGCCUAGCCAAGUUAGAGCACAAGUUUCAAAGGCAACUUAUGGUGGCACAAGAUGAGAGAUUAAAGGCUAGUUUUGAGUCUUUUGUUACUAUGAAAGUGUUGAAGUUAUAUGCAUGGGAAACACAUUUUAAAAAUGUUGUAUAUUACUUACGAAAUGUGGAACUCAAAUUGCUAUCAGCAGUGCAGUUAAGAAAGGCGUUCUCUGUCUUUAUCGUUUGGACAUCACCAUUGUUGGUAUCUGCUGCUUCUUUUCUAGCAUGUUAUUUUCUGAAAGUUCCUUUGCAUGCAAGUAAUGUUUUCACUAUUGUGGCAACUUUGCGUCUCAUUCAAGAACCAAUUUCAAGCAUCCCAGAUGUUAUUGCAGUGAUCAUUGAGGCAAAAGUUGCGUUCUCUCGGAUUGUUAAUUUCCUUGAGGCACCGGAACUGCAGAGAGAAAAUUUCAAGAAAAAAUGCUUCAAUGAUAACCUUAAAGGCUCAAUUUCAAUAAAAUGUUCUGACUUUUCAUGGGAAGGUAAUGCAUCAAAACCAACACUAAGGAACAUAAGUAUGGAGGUUAGACAUGGGCAAAAGGUGGCUAUUUGUGGAGAAGUUGGCUCAGGAAAAUCAACUCUCAUUGCAACAAUUCUUGGAGAAGUUUCAAAAACAAAGGGAACGAUUGACGUUCAAGGGAAGUUUGCGUAUGUUUCUCAAACAGCAUGGAUACAAACAGGAACAGUACGUGAAAAUAUUUUGUUUGGAUCUGAGUUGGAUGAUCAAAGAUAUCAAGAGACACUUCAAAAGUCUUCACUGGUAAAGGACCUUGAGUUGCUUCCCUAUGGUGACCUCACUGAAAUAGGUGAGAGAGGAGUUAAUUUAAGUGGAGGUCAAAAGCAGCGAAUUCAACUUGCUCGUGCUCUUUAUCAGAAUGCUGAUAUAUAUCUAUUAGAUGAUCCAUUUAGUGCUGUUGAUGCGCAUACUGCGAAAAAUUUGUUUAAUGAAUACAUCAUGGAAGGACUCAAAGGGAAAACACUCAUACUUGUUACUCAUCAAGUUGACUUCCUCCCAGCCUUUGAUUCUAUUUUGUUGAUGUCUAAUGGGGAAAUCCUACAAUCUGGUCCAUAUCACCAACUAAUGACCUCAAGCCAAGAAUUCAAUAACCUUGUCAAUGCUCGCAAAGAGACUGCUGGUUCUGACCUACUUGCAAGUGCUACUUUUUCCGAAAGACAUUCAACUUCCAUAAAGAGUAUGCAAGCUUCGGUGUUGAAGCAGUAUAAAGCACCAAAUGGAAAUCAAUUGAUUCAUCAAGAAGAGAGAGAGAAAGGCGACACAGGAUUGAAGCCUUACUUACAAUAUCUGAAUCAGAUGAAAGGCUAUAUAUUAUUCUCUACGGCUUUUCUUUGUCACCUUAUUUUUGUGUUUUGUCAGAUAUUGCAAAACUCGUGGAUGGCUUCUAAUGUUGACAAUCCCCUUGUCAGCACAUUGCGAUUGAUUUUAGUUCAUCUCCUUAUCGGUGGUUUUUCAACAGUUUUUUUGUUCAUCAGAUGUCUACUUAUAGUUACUUUGGGUCUUAAAUCAUCAAAAGAUUUAUUUUCACAACUGAUGAAUUCCCUCUUUCAUGCACCUAUGUCAUUUUAUGAUUCAACACCAUUGGGAAGGAUACUUAGUAGGGUCUCGUCUGAUCUAAGCAUUAUGGAUCUUGACCUGCCCUUUAGCCUCAGUUAUUCAAUGGGAGCCACUAUAAAUUUUUAUUCUAGUCUUACAGUUUUAGCAGUUGUCACAUGGCAAGUCUUAAUUGUCGCUAUACCAAUGGUUUAUGUAGUUAUUCGCAUGCAGAGAUACUACAUUGCCUCUGAAAAAGAAGUAAUGAGGAUGAAUGGCACCACAAAGUCGUCAUUAGCUAAUCAUGUAAAUGAAACUGUUGCUGGAGCUGCAACUAUAAGGGCUUUUGAGGAGGAAGAUUGUUUUUUUGAGAAAAACCUUGACCUAAUUGAUAUAAAUGCUAGUGCUUUUUUCCAUAGUUUUUCCUCAAAAGAGUGGUUGAUCCAACGGUUAGAAAUAAUCAGUGCAGUUGUUCUUACCACUGGAGCACUUUGCAUGGUUAUGCUCCCUCCUGGAACAUUCACCUCAGGAAUUAUUGGCAUGGCUUUAUCCUACGGCCUUUCACUAAACAAUUCCUUAGUAUUUUCAAUUCAAAAUCAAUGCACUCUUGCGAAUCACAUAAUAUCAGUAGAGAGAUUAAAUCAAUAUAUGCAUAUACAAAGCGAGGCCAAGGAAACUGUAGAAGGUAAUCGUCCUCCUCUGAAUUGGCCAGUUGCAGGCAAAGUAAAAAUAAACGACUUAAAGAUACGAUACAGGCCUGACGGACCACUUGUACUUGACGGGAUCACAUGCACGUUUACAGCAGGGCACAAGAUUGGUAUUGUUGGAAGAACAGGAAGUGGGAAAUCCACUCUUAUUAGUGCUUUAUUUCGUCUAGUGGAACCAGCAGGAGGGAAAAUUAUAGUUGAUGGACUAGACAUAUCAUCUAUUGGCCUUCAAGAUUUGAGGUCGCGUUUUGCGAUUAUACCUCAGGAUCCUACCCUAUUCAAUGGGACUGUAAAAUAUAACUUGGAUCCUUUAUCUCAACACACUGAUCAAGAGAUAUGGGAGGUUCUUGGGAAGUGUCAGUUGCGAGAAGUUGUCCAAGGGAAAGAAGAGGGUUUAAACUCCUCAGUUGUUGAAGGUGGAUCAAAUUGGAGCAUGGGACAAAGACAGUUAUUUUGUUUAGCGCGCGCUCUUUUGAGGAGAAGUAGGAUAUUGGUGUUGGAUGAAGCAACUGCAUCAGUUGAUAAUUCUACAGAUCUGAUUCUGCAAAAAAUCAUUAGGGCUGAGUUUGCAGAUUGUACAGUGAUCACAGUAGCACACAGGAUACCAACUGUGAUGGAUUGCAAUAUGGUUCUUUCUAUAAGUGAUGGAAAAUUGGCUGAGUAUGAUGAGCCCACAAACUUGAUGAAGAGAGAAGAAUCGUUGUUCAGGAAACUUGUCAAGGAAUAUCGCUCUUACGUUCAGUCUACCAAAUCGGAUUGAUGUCAAAUUUACCAAUCUUGUGUUUCUAUGUUGACUAAAAUUAUAUCCAUAGUUGCAUGAGUUUCAGCAUCAGCUGCUGCAAAUUCACAAAAAGAUGAGAAAAAUGUCACUUGAAAAGCCCUAUGUACUUUGUAGGCCGACACCAUAACCUAUGCUUAUUGUCACUUGCUUUGUAUAGGUCAUCGGCACUUGAAAAUACUUUCAACAGGUGUGAUGCGUGCACAAAAUGACAGCUAACAUUGCUCAUGCUAAAGUAUUGAAGUUGUGAAAUUACGAAGUUGAAGAAUUCAGUUUCAAAAGCUCCAGACGAAGACACCAAAGUCUCAUUAGAUUGUAUAGAUGAAGUGAUAAUGAAGCAGAAGAAGAAAGUGUGCAGUAUUAGCAUGAGCAUCUUGUUCGUCUGCAUUGUGUUUAUGAUGAUGGUUUGUUGUGUAUGACUAUCGACUUCCAUGUGCAUCUCAUCAACAUUGAGUUGAAGAAGAGCGUCAAUCCAAGUCAAUGCCAUUGUCAAACUGAAUAAUAGAGACAAAAGUUGAGACUGCAAUUAAGGAUUGAUACCUCAAAGAUAAGGGUUCAGUAUAUGAUUGAUACAUUCAAUUACGGACCAAUAUAGUGAAGAAUCAUAUAUCCUUAUCUGUAUGCUGAAGGUGAAUAUGGAGCAUUGGCAGGUGCAAGGCAGAAUUGAAGCAGAAUGAAGCGCAACAUUGGUUAUGCAAGGAAUUGAUGCACAUAUUAUAAUUAAAGAAGUUGAAAUACAUGCUUUAUGUAAAAGAAUUUACUUCCAUUGGGCAUAAAAAAAAAUAUUGAGAAAGUAUGAGUUUCUUGGUGCUACUGUCAAAACACAAGCAGUUAGCAAAAUGAGUGAGUCAAGUGGAUAUAUGAUGUUAAGAAUGAAACCAAUAUUGCCAAAUGGUUGCAGCAGAAAUUGCAAUAGCAGUAGUUGUAAAGAAAAGAAAUGAAAGGUAUCGAGAUUCGGAGCUAUUGACUCACUUAACAAGAAUUUACACGGCUCUAGAGAUCCCUCUAAUGCUCACUUGCAUUUCUCUCUAUGAUCUAAAAAAUAGUCACAAGUUGUUAUGAUAUCAAACUAGCAUCAAACCUAGACUUAUAUAGCUAACCGUUCGAACUAUAUCAGUUAGGUAUACACAGUUGUAACCAACCUCUUGUACUAAUGAGGUGUAUUCAUACAAUUUAUUGUCCCAUCACAAUAAUGUAUCUUACUCAUAAGGCUCAACCCAAGACAAAGUAGAAAAGCAAAAUGAAUGCAGAAAUAUCACUAAUAUACUAAAA
Messenger RNA from Medicago truncatula (barrel medic), 5630 nucleotides. Its product is annotated as ABC transporter C family member 10. NCBI's taxonomy places the organism in Eukaryota, Viridiplantae, Streptophyta, Magnoliopsida, Fabales, Fabaceae. The transcript has 11 exons. Gene Ontology annotation, cellular component: membrane. Bases 63 to 4340 code for a protein of 1425 amino acids. Gene Ontology annotation, molecular function: ABC-type transporter activity; ATP binding; ATP hydrolysis activity. Gene Ontology annotation, biological process: transmembrane transport. The record is from RefSeq and is a predicted model, not a curated record.